CACCAGAAGAAAAUUAAAUCAAAGAUGCAAUCGAAGUGCAGAUUUCAAGCUUUACUUCAAGGGGUUGAAAAAUUAUAACAUAACAACCAUUUUAUUAGAUAGACUUGCAGAAUAUUCCAGUGCAUUCUUUUCUUCGCAGAAUUCCAUAACUGUUGAUUUGACCACUGCUAGUUAUCUGCUAUCUCUCUGAUGGAUUUGUUUUGUUUUUGAAGCCUAAGAAUUGUCUGUUUCAUCUGCAUGGAGAGCUCUUUUGACUGGAUGAGGUGGAUUCACAGCAACAGCUUCCAAAUGCAAAUGGCAUACUUAGAAUCAGCUCCAGAUUAACUGAUGUGUAUAUAACAAAGGAAUAGCCCAUAUCGGAAAUCUCCAUGGAAUUGCUUCUGAGUCAGCUGUCUAAUUACUUAUGGUCCCUUGAAAAAGGGGAGGUCCUCCUGAGUAUGUGGAAUGGCAAUCUCUAUUGCAGUCCUAGACUGUGACCUGCUGCUGCAUGGCCGUGGGCACAAAACACUUGAUCGAUUUGAUAUUGAGACGGUUUCAGAUGAAUUUCUGCUGACAACAUUCGGCUUCCCACGUGAGUUCAUUUAUUACCUGGUGGAACUGCUAAAAGACAGUUUGUUGAGACGCACACAGAGGUCCAGAGCCAUCAGCCCAGAUGUUCAGAUACUCGCAGCCUUGGGAUUCUACUCAACCGGGUCGUUCCAGAGUAAGAUGGGAGAUGCGAUCGGCAUCAGCCAGGCCUCCAUGAGCCGUUGUGUAUCUAACGUCACUAAAGCUCUGAUUGAGAAAGCACCAGAGUUUAUCGGAUUCACCAGGGAUGAGGCCACCAGGCAGCAGUCUAAAGAGGAGUUUUACAGAAUAGCAGGAAUUCCUAAUGUCUUGGGAGUAGUGGACUGCGCACAUAUAGCCAUUAAAGCUCCCAAUGCAGAUGACUCUUCGUAUGUCAAUAAAAAAGGAUUUCACUCAAUCAAUUGCCAGUUAGUGUGUGAUGCCAGAGGACUUCUGCUGAGCGCUGAGACACAUUGGCCAGGUAGUCUGACAGAUAGAACCGUCUUCAAGCAAUCCAGUGUGGCAAAGCUGUUUGAAGAGCAAGAAAUUGAUGAAGGUUGGCUUUUAGGUGACAAUCGGUACCCUCUAAAAAAGUGGCUGAUGACUCCAGUGCAGAAUCCAGAGUCCCCUGCUGACUACCGCUAUAACCUGGCUCACACAACGACGCACGAGAUUGUGGACCGCACAUUCAGAGCCAUUCAGACACGUUUCCGGUGCCUGGAUGGGGCAAAAGGUUAUCUGCAGUAUUCCCCAGAGAAAUGCUCACAUAUCAUCCAGGCCUGCUGUGUGCUACAUAACAUUUCUCUGCAGUCUGGCCUUGAUGCCUGGACUUUUGAGAGGACUGAGGCCACAGACCAAUCAGGGGAGGAUAUUGAUCCCACUGACACUGUCGACUCAGAGGCUCUCAGAGUUCAGCAGGAGCUCAUCCAAAAUCAUUUCAGCUAGGAUGGAUUUUUUUUGAGAUAUACAUGCUAAUGGUCUUCCUUUAUGCUAACACGUUGUUAAGAAAUAUUGCACAAAAAUUGCUUAAUCAUAAUUUGAUCAUUUACUCAACCUCAAGUCAUUCUCAGAAGACCCAGACGGCUAUAUUUCCUCUGUGGAAAAGAUCGUACUUUAAAGAAUAUUUUGGACACCACCGAUUUCAUUGUAAAGUAAAUAAAUUAAUAAAUAAAAUCAAUUAGAUGUUUUUCUCAAAAUAUAUUUGUUCCACAGAAAAAAAAGGUUUAAAAUGACUAAGUGAAUAAUGAUGGUGAUUUAUAUUUGUGUGAAUUUGAUGUUUGUCGCUAUUUAUUGGUCAUUUACUGCAUUAACAUUUACUUUAGAAAAAUAGUUUAGGAAUUAAAUUUGAAAAUAGACAGGGUCUUUUAUUACAAGUUACUGUCAUUUUAAUUUCGUUUUUUAAAAGUGUUUUACUGAAAACUGAUAGACCUGUGAAAUUAUUUAAUCAAUAAAUCACACCUGAAAAUGA
Messenger RNA from Puntigrus tetrazona (Sumatra barb), 2014 nucleotides. RefSeq names its product harbinger transposase derived 1 (gene harbi1). The record is from RefSeq and is a predicted model, not a curated record. The transcript has 3 exons. Lineage: Eukaryota; Metazoa; Chordata; Actinopteri; Cypriniformes; Cyprinidae. The coding region runs from base 445 to 1491 and encodes 348 amino acids.